Paramecium octaurelia is the source of this 2445-nucleotide messenger RNA. The record is from the annotation of a GenBank genome assembly. Lineage: Eukaryota; Ciliophora; Oligohymenophorea; Peniculida; Parameciidae.
AUGCAUACUAAAUAGAAGGCCUUUGGGUUGUUGUUACUCUUUAUGCUAUCCGGAGUUUAGGUGAUGACUCAAGAUUUGACUGAAGAAUAAAAGAAGUUAUUGGAGUAGUCCCAAGAAACACACGAAUUCUAAGCAGAAACAGGUAGGUUGAUGGAUAUCCUGAUCAAUUCUCUUUAUACAUAAAAGGAAAUCUUUCUCAGAGAGUUAAUUUCGAAUGCUGCUGAUGCACUUGAUAAAAUUCGAUUUUUGAGUGUAAAGAAUCCAGAAAUCCUGGGAGAUAAAACUGAAUUGGCAAUUAGAAUUGAAAUAAACACAGAAGAGAAGACAGUUUCUGUCACAGAUAGUGGUAUAGGUAUGUCAAAGAAUGAUUUGAUAUCAAAUUUGGGUACAAUUGCAAAAUCAGGAACCACUUAAUUCAUUGAAGCCAUCAAGGGAGGUAAUGUUAACUUGAUUGGUUAAUUCGGUGUUGGUUUUUAUUCAUGUUUCUUGGCAGGUUAAAAGGUCACAGUUGCAUCAAAAAAUACAGAUGAUGAUUAAUACAUUUGGGAAUCCCAAGCAGCUCAUUCAUUUGCAGUAUCAAAAGAUCCAAGAGGAAACACCUUGGGUCGUGGUACUCAAGUCACUAUUCAUUUGAAAUAAGACGCUGUUGAGUUUGCAGAGGAAAGCACAAUUAAAGAAUUAAUCAAAAAAUAUUCUGAAUUCAUCAAUUUCCCUAUUUAUUUGAAGGUGACUAGAGAAGUCUCAAAGCAAGUAGAGGAAGAACCAGAAUAAUAAUAGGAUCAAUAAGAGAAUACAGAUGAUGAUGAAGUAAAGGUUAAGGACGAUGAUGAUGAUGCAGAUACAAACAAGAAAGCUACUAAGACAAUUAAGGAGAAAGUGUCUGAGUGGGUUUAAAUCAAUGAAAAUAAAGCUAUUUGGUUGAGACCAAAGGAAGAGAUCUCUGAUGAUGAUUAUAAGAAAUUCUAUAAAGUCUUAUCAAAGAACUCUGGUGAAGAUCCUUUCAAUUGGGUGCAUUUCAAAGCUGAAGGAGAAGUCGAAUUUACAUCUCUUAUUUAUGUGCCUAAAAGAGCACCAAGUGAUAUGUUUGACAAUUAUUAUGGUAAAUAAACUACAAAUUUGAAAUUGUAUGUGAGAAGAGUCUUAAUUAGUGAAGAAUUCGAAGAUAUACUCCCAAGAUAUUUGAGUUUCGUCAAAGGUGUUAUUGAUUCAGAUGAGUUGCCAUUGAAUGUCAACAGAGAAACACUUUAAUAACUUAAGAUGUUGAAGGUUAUCAGUAGAAAGAUUGUAAAGAAGAUUUUAGAAUUAUUCUAAGAUGCUGCUUCUUAUGAUGAUGAAGAUGAGGAAGAUACUGAAGAAGGUGAAGAGGAUGACAACAUGGCAGAAACAACACCUGAAGAAUAACAAAGAUUGAAGGAUGAAAAGAGAAAGAAGAAGAUAGAUGAGUAUAAUGAAUUCUGGAAGGAGUAUGGAAAGAAUAUCAAGUUGGGUGUCAUCGAAGAUUCCUCAAAUAGAUAGAAAUUGGCCGAAUUGACAAGGUACAUUAUUAUUCUAUAUUGUUAGAUGGUACUCAAGCAAGAAUGCAACUGAAUUGACAUCAUUCGAUGAUUACAUUGAAAGAGCAAAACCAGGAUAAGACUCAAUCUAUUACUUAGCUGGUGAGAAUAAGGAACAAUUACUUGCUUCACCAAUUAUCUAAGGAUUAUUGAAGAAGGGAUACGAAGUACUUUUAUUGGAAGAUCCAGUUGAUGAAUUCACAUUUUAACAUUUGAAUGAAUACAAAUAAAAGAAAUUAAUUAAUGUUGGAAAAGGUGAUUUCAAAUAACCAGAAGAUAAUGAUGAACAAAGAAAGAAAUAAAAGGCUUUGAAGAAAGUAUUCUAACCAUUGACUGAUUGGUGGAGAAAAUUAUUAUCAGAAACUGUUGAUUCAGUUAUCAUUUCUUAAAGAUUGAUUGAUGAUCCAAUCAUAGUUGUUUCUUCUGAAUCAGGAUACUCUGCAAAUAUGGAAAGAAUUUCAAAGGCUCAAGCUUACUCUAGUAAAGCUGGUUCCCAAUAAUUCGGUAAGAAGAUCGUAGAAAUCAAUCCAAAUCACUAAGCAAUUUAAGAAUUGUUAUAAAGAGUGAAAGAUGAUCCAGAUUAAGAAACAGAAGAAAUGGCUAAGGUAUUGUAUGAAGCUGCUUUAGUCAAUUCAGGUAAUAGAUUAUUCUUAUUUUAGGUUACUCAAUUCCAAAUCCUGAGAAGUUUGCUAGUAGAUUCUAUAAAUUAUUUAAUUCUGCUUUGGGUAUUGAUAGAGAUGCACCAGUCAAAGAAUUUGAAGUAGAAAUCGAAGAAGAACCAGAAGCAUCAUCAGAACCCCCUCAAAGUGAUGAUGGAACUAAAUGGGAAAAAGUAAAUACAGAUGAUGCUAAAUGGGAAACUGUAAGUAAUGAUAAAAGAGACGACUUAUGA